AUGUCAGAUGUUAUUCCUGUACCAACAAAUCAAAAAGAUCCAAGACAAGUUCGUGUUUAUUCACCUUUUAAUGUAUAUUGUUAUUAUGGUUCAUAUUGUGAACAAAUUUGUUUUCAAAUUGAUUCUAAUAACAAUAUUAUAUCAAUACGGGAUUGUGAUAUUGGAUAUAAAUUAAAUAGUGAUGAACGAACAUGUUCAUGUAAAAGUGAACAAUAUAUUGUUUAUAGUAUACAUUUAUUAUUAAGAGCAUUUGAUUAUAUAUUAAAUGAUUCAGUAAAAGAAGAUGUUAUGCUAUUGAUUAUUGGCAAGAUUUAUUAUAUUCUAACAUUGAUUAAAUGA
This is a messenger RNA of Rotaria sordida, 339 nucleotides long. The record is from the annotation of a GenBank genome assembly. NCBI's taxonomy places the organism in Eukaryota, Metazoa, Rotifera, Eurotatoria, Philodinida, Philodinidae.